Molecule: messenger RNA, 1227 nt
Organism: Effrenium voratum
Lineage: Eukaryota; Dinophyceae; Suessiales; Symbiodiniaceae
Source: the annotation of a GenBank genome assembly
AUGAGCGUCACCAAAACCUCUGGCCGUCCGACGGUGGUGGGCAUCUCCGGACCGACGCGCGCUGGGAAGACGACCUUGGCCUAUGGCCUGGCGCAAAGGCUCUGUGGGGAGGACAAGCCAUUCAGCAAGUGCCGGGGCCGCGACAGGGUGGAUCGCUUCAUGCGAGGACAAGGGGAGAAAGGCGGGUAUGUGAUCAGCGUCAUUGGACAAGACUCCUACUUCAAGGGCGGCAAGGAGGACACCGUGUGGGAUGCCCCCGAGGCCAUCGAUCACGACUGGGUGCUAAAGGCGCUCCACGAGGAGCUGGAAGAGCCGCUGGCGAAUUUGGUGGUCUUCGAGGGCUUUAAGGCCUAUUGGUCGCCGGAGGUGGUGAAGCACCUGGACCUGCUGUUUUGGAUUCAGGUGAAGGAAGACACGUGCCAAAAAAGAAAAAUGAGAAACAAGAACGUCACGGAUGAAGUCUGGCAGGAGGUGUGGCAAUUCCACCAGCAGUACGAGAGGCAUGUGGUGGUCGCAGUGCGGCCUUUCUUCAGCGACCGCUUUGAGGUUUUGGACGGUGAGCGGCCGAGGGAAGCAGUUCUCGAGGACGUGUUGGCACGCCUCACCAUGCGCAACGUCCACCUGCCCCCACCGCUGGCUGCGGGGUCGCAGAAUCGAGCGCGCAGUAGAUCUCGAGGUCGCUGCGGGGAGUCCGCAUCCUUGCAGGUCUUUUUGUGCGCCAACCCGUCGUGUUGGUUUACCGUGUUCCCGGAGACGGAGGCGGAUCUUGGGGGCUUCUGUUGCAGGAAAUGCCACUGGCGCCAUGUCUCUGGCUCCAAGUCGGGCAAGAACCACGACAACGUCUGCGGCCGCCGGCCUCCCACCUCGGGCCACAAGCCUCCCCGCGCCCUUCCGAAGCCGCCAGUGGAGCCUUACCCCGUGGAGGAACGGGCGCAGGCGCCGCAGCCGGUGCCGGAGCCGGUGCCGGAGCCAGGCGUGUCCAUCACCAGCGACUUCUUCCAGAAAGGUCUUCAGUGUGCGAAUCUCAACUGCCCCUUUCUGGCGAGCUCCGACAAAUGCGAUGGCGGAUUUUGUUGCAAGAAGUGCCAUUGGCGCUUUGUAAGCCAAGCGCGAGGAGGUAACAAGAAGCACAACGCCGGCUGCGGCAAAAAGUAUCCCAGUUCCAGUAGCACGCCGCGGGCGCCUCCUCUGCCCCCUGAUGAUCCCUACCCCCUUCAAGCGAGCUGA